Messenger RNA from Rhizophagus irregularis DAOM 181602=DAOM 197198, 1038 nucleotides. RefSeq lists its product as uncharacterized. Gene Ontology annotation, molecular function: protein binding. The record is from RefSeq and is a predicted model, not a curated record. NCBI's taxonomy places the organism in Eukaryota, Fungi, Glomeromycota, Glomeromycetes, Glomerales, Glomeraceae.
CUUUUUUGUAAUUUCCAUUUUAUCAUUCAGUAUCAUCGUUGUAUUUAUAAUGAGCUAUGAAGAACACACUGAGCGAUUGCCUUUAUCAUUAUGUUUAAAUUCAUUAUAUUUAAAUUCUAAUACCAUAUUUGCUAAUGAUAUUAAUCUCUAUUACGAACUGAAAAGAUUUACACAAUGGUACAUCACGCGUAGACCUGCAUGGGUGCUCGGUUGAGAUUGCAAAAAAUUUGGUAAGCCAUGUUAUUAAAUUUUAUUAUUCCAACCAAGAUUGUGAUACUAUCUUUUCAUUACUGGAAGAGGUAAUCACGUCAACAGUAAAGGUGAACGUGGUACUCUAUUCAAGCUAUUCCCACAAUGGUUGAAAGAAGAAAAUAUUUUUCACUUGGUAGAGAAAUACGAAUCCCAAAUAGGCGCAUAUGAGGAUACUUUAAAGAAAAAAAAUAUGGAAUCUAGACUGUCUUGAAGUUUGAAUUUCUUCAUUCAUUAGCAGAAAUGGGUUUACCCAACUAUCAAUUUUAUCUUGGUGUAAAAUAUAAUACUGGUAAUGGAAUUAAAAAAACCAACAAAAAAGCAGCAAAAUUGUUUCGAAAAGCAGCCGAACAAGGUCUAUCCCCUGCACAACUUAUGCUAGCUUAUUUGUGUAUGAUCGGGAAUGGUGUACAACAUGAUUUUCAGCAAGGAUUGCAUUGGUAUCAUAUGGCUGCAGAACAAAAUAAUCCAAUAGUUAUGAGAAAUAUUGCGAUGCAUCGUUUAACCGAAAAGGAUUACAAAAGUGCAAAAGAUUUAGUAAUAAUAAUAGAUUUCAUUAUCAUUAAAAAAAAUUUAACAUUAUUAGAACGUAAAAGAACAAAGGAUUCAAAAAACUGAAGAAUGGUACCGAAAAGCUGCUGAAGCUGGUAAUCAUGGAAAAUUAAAUCUAGGAAAUCAAUUAUUAGAAAAUGGUAACAAAGGGAAUCAAAUGGGUUAGAGAAGCAGCUAUAGAGGGAUUAGCUGAUGCACAAUUGGAUUUAGGGGAAGCUUAUUAUUUACAAGGUAUGU